AAUAGUAAUGCGAGUUCGGAAUUUUGGAGGCGUUUUAGUGGUUGUUUUAAUAGCAAGGAUAGUUCAGGCUUAUAGAGACUUCACAGAUGAUGAUAAUCUUUUGACUUUCAAUCUUUCAGAUUCUGAGUAUAACGAGCAGCCUACUUUUAUAAAUGUGAACAUUAAUGAUGAGUUUCUAUCAAGAAAAUUGCUAAUUGAUAUGAGCUCUUAUAGAACUAUAAUCUUUGAUGAUGAAGAGUUAAAGCCUCCAACGGAGCAGAUCAUUUAUAGAAAUGUAAAUGAGCCGUUAGAUGUAACAAGAGAUGAAGUAACUUUAAAGUUAAUAGGAACAAGAGGUCCUCUCAAUUCCAAAGACUCUAAGACAGAGACAGUAUCUGUCCCACUUGAGAUCUAUAGAGGAACAAAAACAGAGGAACAUCGAGCUUUGAAGUUUGACGGAAUUCUUGGGAUAGCUUCUUUCCAAGAUGAUGAUCUAAUCUCUCCCUAUUCUUUCCUUAAGCAGCUGGUAAAGAAUGGAAUAAUCAAUUAUGAAUCGUUUAGGUUAGACAAUAUGGUAUUUAAUGAUAAUGACCAGCAAUAUCAGAGCACAAUAUCUUUUGGGUUUGAAAACAACCCAAGCACUGAAAAGUAUCUCUUGGCCGAUAACCCAAUUCCCAAGUUCAGCAAGAGUCUUCAAGAUCCAGUGCAUAUCUAUGAUAUCAUUAUUAAAGAUGUUGGGCUUAAAGAUGUAGAUAUUCUAAACUAUUUUGAUAUCUCAGAUUAUGACGACUGGAGUAAAAACAAAAGUUCUUACAGCGAGGUGAUACUAGACAGUGCAGUUCCUUUUAUUCAGCUUCCAGAUAAGGUCUUUGGGUAUUUCCAUAAGACAUUCUUUGAUGACAACUGACAUCAGCCUAUAAAUCAAAAGCAGGCUUCUUGUAGCUGUGUAGGAAGCGAUUAUGGUGGUCUCCCCUCCAUAAAUUUCAAGUUCAAGGACUAUCUUAGAUACACAAUAGAGCCAGAGGAUUAUAUGACUCCCCCAAGAAUAAAUGUGACCACAAGAGAACCAUAUUGUAGUCUUGGAGUGUAUUCAUAUUGGAACGAUACACAUCCUGACAAUGUUGGAUUUGGCAGAUACUUCUUCAACAGAUUCAAGCUCUUCGUAAAAGUUGAUAGGGUAUCUGGAAUUUAUACAGUCGGAUUUGAGAAGGGAGAAAGUUACAGAUCCCUUGCACUCAUUUUGCCUACAGUGUUGUACUACGUUAUCGUCAUUGGAAUUUUGAUUACCCUUGCAAUUUGGUUAUCAAUAAAGAAAUACAGAAGGUUGGAAGCAGAGAAGAAGAAAGAGCAUCCUCUGCUCCAACCAAAUGAGAAAGUUGAAGAUCUUAAAGAUGUCAGUAAGGCCCUCAGAAAGAUGGACUUCAAUAUGAACAUGAGUGCUUAUAACAAAGUUUUUGAAAGGCAAGGGAAAACAAAAUCUAGCUAAUUUCCAAUAAUCUUGGUUCAAU
This is a messenger RNA of Moneuplotes crassus, 1487 nucleotides long. The record is from the annotation of a GenBank genome assembly. NCBI's taxonomy places the organism in Eukaryota, Ciliophora, Spirotrichea, Euplotida, Euplotidae.